CACACCGCACUCCCCCAUUCCCUUCCACCCUCUCCCACCCUUUAAAAAAAUAAUACAAAAAUAAGAAAAAGAAGGAGAAGAAGGGAGAUUCUCUCUCUCUCUCCUCCUCCCGCUCCCGAAUUCCUUCUAGAUUAUCCCAAAUUCUUCGCUGCCAAGCCGCCAUCCCGCGGAAUCGAGGUGCUGUUCCCCUUGCCUUUGCUUCACCUCUUUUGUAUCACUACCGGAACUUUACUCACAGCUGCUCAGUUGUUUCUUUGCUGUCAGCAUGGGGGAACAUACCUUGUACAUUAUAUACAGCUUGAUUUUUGUUUUAUCACAUUGGCUCUUUCAGGGAUGAGCAGCAAGUUCAUGAUAACCUACAAGAGGAAGCGUGUUACAUCACAUGUCUAUACAGCUGAUGGCACCAAUCUCAAGUCUUCUGGUGCUUCCAGUAGUGUUCCUGUCAGCAGUUUAUCCCCAAAAUAUGGGGUUGGUGCCGAUAAUAACAUGUUAGAGGAAGAUAAUUUUUCGACCUCUACAAAGCAACAGGAUGUAUUUGAUUCAAGGGAGCAAGUCAUCAAGGAAGAAUCACCUAAACAAAGUGCAAAUGCACCAGGCAAAGAACGAGCGGAACUUAAGUCACGUGAAUCAUUAUCUCAAAAGGAACAGCCUGAGAUAUGUUCUACUCAUACUGCAAUAGGAGACGCAUGUGAGAAUAAAUUAGAAUGCAUAGAUGGCACACAUAAUCAAAGUCUUGUUUCCAGUUGUGUGCAUGCUGACAGGACAACUAAUCAGGCAGAAGAUUCUAGUGCCUCUGUUUCUGUGGGAGUAAAUUCUCAUCAGCAGCCGAAUAAUUCUACCAGGCCUAGCCAAUCUAAGAGUAGAUUUAGUCCUAUGCUUACAUUUCAUAGGCGAGUUAAAAACAAAAUAGGUUUGGAAGAGCCUGCAGCAGGAAGUUGUUCAAGAGAUAAUGACAAACAUUGCUCAAAACUAAGUUGCAACCCACCAAGUUCGCCACUGGAUGCUAUACCCUUGUGUAGACAAACUGCUGGCAGUUCUUUGGAUGUUGAAGAUAAGGUUACUAUAGCGGGAACAAGCACUGGACAAUCUGUAAUUGUUGACCACUUGCUUGAACAAAAAAGUUCACACAUUCCGAAAUCGUCGGUACAUCAUAUGGUUCCCUCGCAGCCUGCUAAAGAUGCAAACCAAAGUUCAAUCCCAGAAGAAGGUACACCAGUAUCUGAGUUCACUAGGGUGCUAGAAACCAGUGAGUCAGAUGCAAGAGUGGAGGACUCAAACAGAACACCAGUAGACGCUAUUGAAGUACCAAAAGUUAUUGAAGUGAAGAGGGAUGAACAUGGUAAUGGACAGACUAAUUGUCUACAGUCACCAAGGAAAAAUAUAAAUGUUAAUCUUCUGAAACCAACAAAUAGAUCUGAGGCAGCUGAUCUUCUGGAGUCUCAAGAUUCAACAAAAAAUAUUCCAAUUAUUGUCUUGGACGAUGAUAGUGAUGAGAGGGGCAAAGAGCAGGAAAAAUCAGAGGUCCUUGAUCAAUUAAUCCAGGAGAAAAAUAAAGGUAGAUUUUCUUUGGGGCAGAUCAACCUAAAUCUAAAUUGUGCUGAAUUACCACAAGAGAGGCUUCUCAGUUUGGAUGAGACAUCGGUGUACAAACUAAAAGAUCAGGAUCAAUGUGUUCAUGAACGAAAGCAAAUGUCCCAUCCAGUUGAAAGGUUGUUUUUUACAAAGGAGAAGGAUGCCAUGCACGGUAAAAAACAUCAUGAAGAAACCUCAACCAUGCAUAGCUCGUACUCAAAUUUAUUUGAUCCAGCCCCAUCAUCGUCGUGGAUUACUGGGAAUUUCAAGGAACCAAGUGUCAUGCCAUCAGAACUGAAGUUCAGAAUAUUGGAUAAGGCUCCUGAAUUCAAUUUAGAUCUCAAAUUGGAUAGUUUCCCAGACAGUAGUGUAUUAGCCCUUAGGCACGAUAAGUUAUUUCGUGGAGGCACCUCCAGUGGAUCCCAUUUUCUGACAGAAAGGCUUGGGACAUACUCCUACAAAAGGCACUCUUCCCCGUGGUCAGAAGAAGAAUUGGAUUUUCUUUGGAUUGGAGUUAGGAGGUAUGGGACAAAUAACUGGAAUGCAAUGUUGAGGGAUAGACGGUUACGGUUUUCUAACUCAAGAAAUGCCGAGGAUCUUGCUAAGCAAUGGGACAAGGAACAAAGAAAUCUUCUAGGUGUGGAUUUCCUUCAAUCACUCAGAUCCUCUGCUCGAGGUCCUCCACCGCCUUCACAUAUACCAGAAGAUUACGUUGGAAGCAGUUCUUGGACUGGAUGCUCAAAAUCUCCAUUUCUUUCUGCUCCAACAGACCUUUCAUUGGGUGACAUGUACCUUCGAAGCGCCCGUACUUCAGAGAGAGGGCAGCAUCAUUUAUCAAACCUGGGCAUGUUAAACCUACAUGCAACCGACAAUGUACCAAGAAAUUUGUCUCUGGGAGGUUUCCCUGUUGCUUCCUCCCCAUAUGGGAGAAGUUCUAGCAAGCGUAGGAGGGCGUCCAAGCUUCCCAAGUCAUACUAUGACAACAAGGCAGUUUGGUGCCAAGAUCCAUCAGAGAGGGUGGCUCAGUUCCUUCCCAUAAACCAGGAACCAAUCAACAAUCUUCCUGAGUGGCUGACAAAGGACGCCGAGAUGGCGGGCGUACGCCGGCUUGAUGCAGAUCUGUGGCCGAGCAUGCAGGCUCCGGGUCAUUCUGCAGCAGACCGACUGAAUGAAAUGAAGCCUCAUGUUCUUCCUGAUGGAUCACUGAAGCGUGCGCCCAAGAGGAAGGCGGAGUGGCGCGCCUUCAGCAAGAAACUGUUCAAGUCCGGCGAUGGCGCCCUGGAUCUAAACCAGAGGGCUGCUGCCAUCGCCGGACCCCUCGGUGCCAUUGGGACUAGUGACACCGGUGCAUCGUCUGAAGAGACGGUUUCAGACAGUUGAGUGUAUCUCUAGUAGUAGUGAUUUAGUCCAGAAAACCUUGUGUCAGUCUGAAGCUGCCUGUAUGAUUCCGCUGCUGAAGCUGGUAAACAGUAGCAGUAUGAUCAAAGGUAAAAUCGAGUUAAAUUUCAGCCAAGUGAUUGGAUUCAGUUUUUGUAAACAUGCAUCGAUCUGAAUUCUGAUUACAUCCUGUGUAAUAUAUUAUUGGCUUGUGUAAUCCAAAAAGAUUGAACCAUAUAUGCUCGCAUGCUGAAAAGGAAUUGCGAGUUUUUGUGAUUUGCCAUGAACCAAUUGGUGAUCAUCCAUCGAUAUGAAGUUUACUGUA
Messenger RNA from Oryza sativa Japonica Group (Japanese rice), 3274 nucleotides. RefSeq lists its product as uncharacterized. Lineage: Eukaryota; Viridiplantae; Streptophyta; Magnoliopsida; Poales; Poaceae. The record is from RefSeq and is a predicted model, not a curated record.